Messenger RNA from Penicillium pulvis, 1893 nucleotides. Its product is annotated as endoplasmic reticulum-resident kdel protein. Bases 1 to 1893 code for a protein of 630 amino acids. The transcript has a single exon. The record is from RefSeq and is a predicted model, not a curated record. Lineage: Eukaryota; Fungi; Ascomycota; Eurotiomycetes; Eurotiales; Aspergillaceae.
AUGCUGUUGCCCAAGUUGAGCCUGAAGGCCCGUCUUACCCUUCUGGCCGUUUUUUCUUUCGUUUUUCUACUCAUCGUGGGCCGGUUGUAUCGCGUAACCGACUACCCACUCAGCAUUAUCACCGGUGAUAGCAAGAGCGAUGUCCCAAAACCAGAACCGAACGAGGAAUCGACGAUAAUCUACCAAGACCCUACGAUAUUGAAGAGCUAUGAUGACCCAAAUGCCGUUCCCCACCCGAUAGAUCACUUGAUCCGCGAUGCCGAUACGAAAUGGGCAGAUUUACGCGCGAAGCAGGUCUACAACCUGACCCAGGUCGCGGAGCAGUACCGCCAGCGCCGCGGACGUCACCCACCCCCGGGUUUCGAUAAAUGGUACGAAUUUGCGAAAUCCAAAAAGGCUAUCUUCAUCGAAGAUUUGUUUGAUCAACUUUACGAUGACGUGAGUCCGUACUGGGGGCUGGAUCCAAAAGAAAUGCGCCGGCAGGCUUCUGGAUUUGACCCGCGCAUCGUUGUUCGAGAUCACAAGCUCUCAUCCGUCGGCCGUACGGGUGUCAACUGGCUCGAGGUCUGGAUGAAUAUGAUGAAAGAAUUUGUGAAAUUCUUACCCGACAUGGAUAUCCCCCUCAACGGAAUGGACGAGUCUCGGAUCAUUAUUCCUUGGGAGAAACUCACCGAGUAUCGCGAGCAGGAUUUCGCUCGUCGCAAACCUAUCGACCCUAGUAAUACUACCGAUCAGUACAUGCAGCUUCCCGCCUUUGAUCCAGAAGCGCUCCCUGAGUCCUGGGGCCCAGCCUGGGAAGGACCAGGUCGACCCUUCUGGGAUAUCAUGCGCGAUGCUUGUCCGCCUGAAAGCCCCGGCCGCAACUCCAACAUCCCACACCUGGACUUUGCGAACCCACCCCGAGAAUUCUUCAACUACAGAAACUUCUCGAAGACUGGCUAUGUGGAGGACUUUGAGAAAUCUAAGGAUCCUUGCUGGAGAGCAGAGCUACAGGGAAUGCACGGCAGUUUCAUCGAACCUGUUUCCCUUUCCACAUCCCACGAAUUAUUCCCGCUUUUUGGAGGAUCGAAGUUGACAGUCAACAACGAGAUCCUCAUCCCACCAGCAAUGUACUACUUCGACAACCCUAUGUAUUCAGGAGGAUUCAAAAACAAGGGCGGCGCUUGGUCAAAAAAGAAAGACACCAUCUUUUGGCGUGGAAUUGCCAGCGGUGGCCGCGCCCGCGAAGACACAUGGACAGGAUACCAACGCCAACGAUUCGUAUCCAUGCUCAAUGGCACAACCAUUUCCAAAACAAACGGAUCCUCCUCACACGGAAUAAACUUCCGCCAACCAGACUACCAAUACUACAAUGUCUGGGCAGGCAUCGAUGGCACACUCCCAGAGUUCCUCGACGAACAUUGCGAUCUAGGCUUCCUCGACCUAAAAUGCUUCCCACCUGAAGACGGGUUCCACUGCUCAUACCAAGACCCGUACUUCAGCAUCGUCGAGGCCAUGCCCAUGAAGGAGCAAUAUGCCUACAAAUACCUGCCCGAUAUCGACGGAAACUCGUUCAGUGGUCGAUACCGUGCCUUCUUGCUGUCCACUUCCUUGCCCAUCAAGGCUACAGUUUACAAGGAGUGGCACGAUUCUCGCUUGAUCCCUUGGGCGCACUUCGUCCCCUUGGACUCGCUGUACAUGGAUAUCUAUGGCAUUCUCCAAUACUUCAUUGGGUACAAAGGACAUAAUGGCCAUGAUAGACAGGCAGAGAAGAUUGCGAUGAAUGGGAAGCGUUGGGCUGAGGAGGUCCUACGAUUGGAAGAUAUGGAAAUCUAUGUCUUCCGAUUGUUGUUGGAAUAUGGUCGUUUGAUGGACGAUAACCGUGAUACCCUUGCCUUUGUGGAUGAUCUAUAA